UUUGUGUGUACCUUAAGGCAUCCCGGUUCUCGCGUGUUCCUAGUUUCACCGGAGGAACAGCAUUCGUUCGAGGAACCGAGCUUAAGAAUUUCUUGGCACUAAACGGAGUGGAAAGAGAGAGAGAGAAACAGGAAUUCCAAUCUGCCCUUAAGGGCUACAGCCAUUCGCAGCUUUAUAAACUUCUGGACAUUGUGGUAUUUUAAGAAUGCGACAAAGAUGGCGUUAGCCGGCAGAGUACAGAGAAGUGGACUGUUAGAAGUUUUGGUCAGGGACAGCUGGCAUCGUGUGCUGGCCACCCUGAAUCAGGAGAAUCUGAUCCUGAGCUGUGAGCAGCCUGGGCACACUGCCUCCUGGAAUGGACUCACCAACGGAGCGGGCUCACAAAGUCCCCAAGCCGCGUCCCGCAGCCCCAAAUCCACGGCGGUACGCAACGCCUUCACCGAGCUACCUGAACACAUCCCCGAAACUAUCAGCAACAAGAAACGGAGCGUUAGGGUCAUCAAGCAAGAGGUUGGGGGCCUAGGGAUCAGCAUCAAGGGAGGCAAGGAGAACAAGAUGCCAAUUCUGAUCUCGAAGAUCUUCAAAGGUUUGGCAGCUGACAAGACUGAAGCUCUAUAUGUGGGGGAUGCUAUCUUAUCAGUGAAUGCUGUGGACCUGAGGGAUGCAACACAUGAUGAGGCAGUGCAAGUGCUGAAGAGAGCUGGCAAAGAGGUGCUUCUAGAGGUGAAGUACAUGAGAGAAGCUACACCUUACAUCCGGAAGACCUCUCCGGUUUCAGAACUUGGAUGGGAAACUCUCCCUCCAGAGUCUCCUAGGCUCGGAUCUGCGGCCAUAGAAUCUCACGCAACCCUUCCAUUCUCCUUACCAAGCGACUCCAAAGAUUCAAAGAGCAUUCCGCUGAAGAUGUGUUAUGUCACGCGAAGUUUCAGUACGCCAGACCCUGAAAACAGACAAUUUGAACUGCAUUCUCCUGAUUGCAAAUACACCGUAGUCCUGAGGUGUAAAGAUCCCAGCACAGCCCAAGCCUGGUUCAACACCAUUCAAUCUAAUACCAGUAACCUGACCAGCAAGGUCAUCGCAGAAGUCAAAGAUCAACUGGGAAGAACAGGGAUAGCUGGGAGUCGAGAGAUUCGCCACAUAGGCUGGCUCGCAGAAAAGACAAUAGGAGAGAAUGAAAAGAGACAAUGGAAGCCUGUUCUGGUAGUGCUGACUGAAAAGGACAUGGUGAUUUAUCCCAGCAUGCCUCGCAUGAAGGAAUCCUGGUCCAGUCCUGCUCACACUUGCCCAUUGCUUGCUACCAGAUUGGUUCAUUCUGGUGUGGGCAGGGAUUCACCACAACCAGGUGUGGAACUGUCUUUUGCCACUCGCACUGGAACACGCCAAGGCAUCGAGACUCACCUCUUCCGUGUCGAGACCAACUCCAGUCUGUCCAACUGGACCAGGCAAAUUGUACAAGGCUGCCACAACGCAGCCGAGCUAACUAAGGAAGUCACAACCACGUGUACAUACAGGACCCAGCAGUGUCUUCUGACCGUUCAUUAUACAAACGGAUUUUCUAUCUUGAAAGAUGGACAAGAAGGAAGUAUGCCAAAGCUGAUUUGGCAAUAUCCCUUCGAGAAAUUGAGAAACUCCUCUGAUGAUGGGGUGAGAAUGCUCUUUCUAGACUUUGGCGGAAGAGAUGGGGAAAUUCAGUUGGAUCUUCACUCAUGCCCGAAACCUAUCGUUUUUGUCAUUCAUUCGUUCCUUUCAGCAAAGAUUGCGCGACUUGGCUUGCUAGCCUGAAAUGGAAACACUUGCAGAGUGAAGUAACUCUCCUUGGAAAGGUCUUACAUAACUGUUGCAAAUCAGCCUGAGGGGGAAGUGGGAGCAUCUGUGUAAAGAGGGAAAUAUUUAAUCUUUAAUAAAAUCCGACAAAUAGUUUAUUUAAUGGAAUAGAGAAAGUUGUAAUAAUCUGAAGCAAACUUAAAAGACAUCUCACGGAUGUUAUAACGAGAAACUUUGUUUUCGAUGAUGCUAUGAGAGGUCUAAAUUUUUACAAUCAUUGGCAGUAGAGAAAAUAUUAAUAUCUUCUCCACAAAUUUAAUUUUUUUUUAAAAAGCAGUUUACAGCUAUACUCUUAAUUCUGUUUUGUUCAUUGUAUAAUUAAAAAAACAAUCUGAAUUUUACACAUAAUUCAAAGUCUGGACAAGCGAUUAUUAGUUAUUAUAAAUGUAAAAUUGAGACAAAGUUUAAUUCAUACUUUUUUUUGAAAAAAACAUGAAGCUUCUUUAUUGUUUUAAACUCAAAAGGCAAACAGUUGAACUAAAUGUUACAAUUUUGCUGAUUUUGCCCAAACUGUAAAGUUUUAAUAUUGUCUUGUUAGAUGAAUCUUGAUUUGUGUCAAAGCGCUUAUUUCACGUGAAACUCAUUUAGAACUGUUAAAUGUUGACUUUUUAUUUGUAAAAAAGUUAACUUUCAGCCAACAUCACAAAAAAAUUUGUCAUUAUUGCAUUGGUGAUUGUGGGUGCUUUAUAUGCACAAAUCAGCUGUUCCAUUGCCUGUGUCAUAGCUCUACUGUUAAUUCAUAUGUGCACUCCUGAUUGAAAUCAUUGUGAGAUUGAGGCUGUGAAAGUAAUGUUAGUGAACACAAGACUUUCUUUUCGUUAGUCUGAAAAUAUUCCAAAUUAUUGUGUUGUUAAGAUCAUCCUGGCAGAAUGACUGGUUAAUGAAAUAAAAAUUAAACUGGGCCUAGAGUUUGGCAGGGAUGGGGUGGCUGGUGAAUCGUCACUUUUAGCUGUUCCCACUAAAAUGGGGUUCCUGUCCAUUGUAGACCUCCACGUUCAAUUUUCCUUUCCAUUGACAUUUACCAAUCACAGCUGGUCAGGAACAGCUUUUCUUUCCUUUUAAAAAAAAACCCUUAUUUGUAAAGUGAUCCAUUUGAACUUACAGGUUUUGGAACAACUAACGAUGAUUCAGAAUGUUUCCCUUUAGUUAUAAAGGAUACCUUGCGCUGAUUGGUGUGUCCAAUUUGCUACAUUUAUGAUGGAAAGAAAAUGCAUGCAUUUAUGUAGGAGGGAAAGAAAUGGGAGCAGAGAUGGUAGGAACUGCAGAUGCUGGAGAAUCCGAGACAACAAGGUGCAGAGCUGGAUGAACGUAGCAGGCUAAGCAGCAUCAUAGGAGCAGAAAGGCUGACGUUUCGGGCCUAGACCCUUCAUCAGAAAAAUGAGCGUACAGUUAGGUAACAGAAGGUGGAAAGGUGGUACUUUGCCUCUAUCUUUAUUUGUAGCGAUAGUCUCUGCAACAUCUCUUUCCUAGUUUGAAAUCAUGUGUGUCAAUGCUCAUAAUGAUUUGUUUGAAGCUAGUUUUAGAAAAAUCCUGUCCAUUUACUUAACGUUUAUACCAAACAUUUUUUGUACUAUUUAACGUACAAAGUUUGGCUACUUUAUUUUUCCCAAGGAGUGAGCGAUGAAGCCAAGUAGUGGAUUUGGCAGUGUGUAAUCUCUUUGCCCCCAACAGUUUUUGCACUCAAAAAUGAACAAUUCCAACUGAUCUGAUUUUGCAGUGAAAUUGAAAAUGUAGGUUUUUUUGUAUACAAGUGGGGCCAUCAUCGCCUUCAACAGAUCAACUAAUUAUUUAGUUUUAUAGUAAGGUUAUUGGAAAGCCAUUUCACAUUAAACAAGUUCUAAAUGCAGACCUGGACUUAAACACUCAUUCAGAUGUAUGAAUUCUCUAGGUUACUACUGUUUGAACUAGAGUUAGUUUCAACUAUCACAGGUAGAAUAUAUUUCUAAAAUUGCCUCUUGACAACAAUAUGCAAAAUUGCAAGCACAGAAGCCUGUAGGCAACAUAAAUUAACCGUUUCACAUUAAGCCUUCUAGUAACAGAAGAAAAGAAAUACCCGACAACUAUCAUGUGUUGAAUAGUAGGAUCGGCAUUGUUUGUAGUUGGACUGAAAUCUAACUUCCUUCAAACUAUACAAAUUAUAAAAAGUACCAGUUAAACCAUGGGUUAUUUAACGGAGAAGGUGCAAAAUAUAAUACAGUUCAAUGUGUUGAAUUGUUAUUAAAUAUAAUUUAAAUUGUUAAUAACUGCCUAUUAUUGUACAGCAACUUAACAUGAAAUUUAUAGAUGGGAUCUUAAAGCUGGGUUAUCUAAAAUAAUGUAUAUUAUUGAGAUGUUUUAAUGUUUAAUUAAAGCAUAUUGCCAUUGUAGCGCUAUAUUCUUUUCACUGAAAUGCAUUUACCUCUUCUAAUAUGGAUGCACGGAGUAUCACACAGGACUGUUAUGAAUGCAGUUUCCUUAAAUAGCUCAAAGUCACAAGGUGAACAUAGAGAAGGCCAUCCAGUCUAUUUUAACCAUGCAAUGCAUGGAGAAAAAACAGUAAACAUUGUAUUCACAGUAUACUUUUAAAACAACAAAACGUUUGAUGUGCUUCAUAAGUCUCAGGAAAUAAAAUUAGACACUAGGCUCAAAAGGACACAGUGACAGGUGAACAAAAAUUUGUCAAAUGAUUAAGUUUUUCCUUAAAAUAAAAGCAAAAUUCUGUGGAUGCUGGAAAAACUGGCAGCAUUCGUAGAGAGAAAGCAGAUAUGAAGUUUUGCGUCCAGAUUUCCUCCUCCAGAACUGAAAGGUGUUGGAAAUUUUUAAAAAAUAUAUACUUUUAACAUAGGUGAAGGAGGAGCAAAGGGGCAAAUGGUGGAGAGGCCCAGUGUAAAAGACAAAGGGGUUUUUAUACGGUGGUGAAAGAGGAAAGGUGAUGCUCACAUCUUAAUUCACACCCACUUUACAUUUCUUUUCCUCUUUUGCACUGUACCUCUCUAUCUGCCCCCUUGUUCCUCCCUCGCCUCGGUCAAAAGUUCACUAAAAAGAAACAAUUUUCCAAUACCUUUCAGUUCAGAAGAACGUUUGAAACAUUAACUGUGUGUCGCUCUCUUUACAAGGCUAUUUGCCAAGUGCUGGAAAAUGGGAUUAGAAUAGUUAGGUGGUUAUUUUUGACCACUAUAGACUCUUUAUCUUUGCAGUAGAUCUCUUCUACAUUUAAGGUACAGGAGCAGAAUUAGGCCGUUCGGCUCAGAGUCUGCUUCACCAUUCGAUCAUGGCUGAUAUGUUUCUCAACCCCAUUCUCUUGCCUUCUAUCCUCGAUCCUUUUACCAAUCAAGAACUUAUCAAUCUCUGUCGUUAAAUGCGCUCAAUGACAUGGCCUCCACAGCCUUCUGCAGCAAUGACUUCCAUAGUUUCACCACCCUCUGGCUGAAGAAAUUCCUCCUCAUAUCGGAAGCG
Molecule: messenger RNA, 5259 nt
Organism: Rhincodon typus (whale shark)
Lineage: Eukaryota; Metazoa; Chordata; Chondrichthyes; Orectolobiformes; Rhincodontidae
Gene: sntb1
Product: syntrophin, basic 1
Exons: 9
Coding region: 217-1782 (521 amino acids)
Cellular component (GO): intracellular anatomical structure; dystrophin-associated glycoprotein complex; synapse
Molecular function (GO): protein binding; structural molecule activity
Source: RefSeq, a predicted model, not a curated record